Messenger RNA from Penicillium arizonense, 1464 nucleotides. RefSeq lists its product as uncharacterized. NCBI's taxonomy places the organism in Eukaryota, Fungi, Ascomycota, Eurotiomycetes, Eurotiales, Aspergillaceae. Gene Ontology annotation, molecular function: transmembrane transporter activity. The coding region runs from base 1 to 1464 and encodes 487 amino acids. The record is from RefSeq and is a predicted model, not a curated record. The transcript has 8 exons. Gene Ontology annotation, biological process: transmembrane transport.
AUGCCGGAUGCAGUUGCACAAGAUGUGCUUAGCCUUUUGUGGAACGCUACCCGGGAUCGGCGCCUAUUUGAGGAUGGGUCUGAUAUUCAGAUCGAUUAUCCUACAGGUUGGAGGCUAUGGGUAAUUACAAUAGGUCUUCUCAUCGGCCUCUAUCUGGUCAACCUCGAAGUGACAAUUGUGAGCACCUCGCUUGUCAGUAUCACAAAUGAUCUCGACGGCUUCAAGAAAACAAGUUGGGUUGUUACGGGCUUCUUGACAACAUACACUGGAUCAUAUUUCGGUCACUACAAGGUGCAGGAGGUGCAGGAAUUUACUCGCUUGCCAUUUUAUGUAUCUGUUACUAUUGCGCUCGCGUCCUUGACUGGCCCCAUUUUCGGUGGUCUUGUGGCGGAGAACUCGGCAUGGAGGUGGGCCUUUUAUCUGAACCUCCCACCAGGAGGAUUGGCAGUCCUCAUGUUAAUCAUUGCAAUGCCUUCGGACUUUGGAACCAUAAACCCACAGCCAUUAUCUGCCCUAAUACCAAGCUAUUCCCUCUUCCAAAGCCUCGAUGCGCUAGGCUCCUUCCUGCUACUGGGUGCAUCUCUUCUGCUGGUCACGGUAUUAAACGAAACAAAUAUUGAGUUCGAUUGGUCUUCGGGAACUGCCAUUGCCUUGAUAGUUCUUUCUGGGGUUAUGUGGGUUGCAUUCUUUGCAUGGGAGUGGUUUAUGCCUGGUUACCUACCGGGUCUGAAACCGAUAUUUCCGAAGCGGUUCUUCCACAAUAAAGCAUGGAUGGGAAUGUUGGCCACCAACUUCCUUUGCGGCUGCCCUUGGAAUGUAGUCAUCGUCUACCUGGCCCAAAGAUUCCAGCUCAUCACCAGGCUCGAGCCCCUUGAUGCUGGUGUUCACAUCAUACCAUAUGCCGCAGUUGCAACAGUGGCUACUAUGGUAACAUGUCUAGCGAGCCGCAAACUCCGAAUACCUGUGGUUUACUUCUCGCUGAUUGGAUCUAUGCUACACACCAUUGGCAUGGCGCUUUUAACAACCCUCCCAGAGAACUCAUCUUACCCUGCAAAGGGAUAUGGAUUUGAAGCCAUCGCUGGUGCCGGUGUGGGAAUUACAAUCGGUAUUUUGACAUUGGCUGUGCCAUUUAUUGUCGAAGCGAGAGACUUAGCUACGGCUACGGGAGCUCUCAAUCAAGCUCGAUUCCUAGGCGGAGCGAUUGGAUUAGCCAUUGCGUCAAACAUCCUCUAUGGGAAACUCAAAAGCGAUUUGCCCGAUAAUUUGCCCUCCGAUCAGGUCAAUCAAGUCAUCGAAAGAGCUGGUGUUUUAGAUACCCUGCCAGAGAAGGUUCAAAAGGCAGCAGGAACCGUCUUUGCCCAGAGCUAUACGGUACAGUUUCAGGCUAUGAUUGCCUUUGCUGCCUUGCAAGUUCCAGCAUCCUUGUUGAUCUUUAAGCGUGGGCGGCAAUACGUUGCCACAUAG